Molecule: messenger RNA, 2556 nt
Organism: Lasiodiplodia theobromae
Lineage: Eukaryota; Fungi; Ascomycota; Dothideomycetes; Botryosphaeriales; Botryosphaeriaceae
Product: putative serine/threonine protein kinase (Pdd7p)
Exons: 3
Coding region: 1-2556 (851 amino acids)
Biological process (GO): protein phosphorylation
Molecular function (GO): ATP binding; protein kinase activity
Source: RefSeq, a predicted model, not a curated record
AUGUCCGUCGCAGCCACGCCCGAUCCCAUGCCGGACUCGAUGGCUUUGUGGUUCAGGACUGGCGAACGAACGGAGAUCGGUCAUGUCUACUCCAAAGCUAUCGUGAAACGCUAUACCAGUAACACUGCCCGCGACACGAAACGGAAAGAGGAAUGGAUCCUCUUCAAGAUCAAGACGCUGUAUCGCGGAGAAGCUCCCAAUUUCGUCAACAUCCUGCACGGUUACAACGUUUGCAUCGAACCGCAUAUCGUGAUGGAACACUGUACUGGCGGCGACCUGGUAGCAUAUCGAAAGCGCAUCCUUGGCCAGAGCGGACUCAGCCAGUUUCCCGAAGCCAAGAUCUGGGACGUCUACUCGGCGCUCGUCAGCGCCAUCAAAUUCCUCCAGUACGGCCACCCCGGCUGGGACGCUCCCGAAAGCGCACGUUGGAAGUCCAUCGCACAUCGCAACAUCAAUCCGAGAAACGUGCUCGUGCGCCUCAAGGGCCCAAACUCAUCCGAAGAAGGACCAACCGAGCAGUACGUCCUCGCCGACUUCAGCUCCGCCACCGAAUUUGGCGGAACGGAGUGGGAUUGGGAGCCACAGCGGCAGAGAGACCGAGACACAGUUGUGUACAUUGCGCCGGAGGAAGUGCAAAAGGAGCUGGCUGCCUUGACGAAGAGUGAUAAGCCGAAAACCGACGAGAAGAAUACCGGCGAGAGGGCUGACAUCUGGAGCGCCGGCGCCGUCGUCCACUUCCUCGCCCUGGGUCGCCCGCCCGUUGCCCACAAAAUGGACCCAGCCUACCUGUACCCGCGUCCUGGCCCCUUCUGGCUCACCCUCCCGCGCGUCCCAACCUUCAUUGAUGGGCUUUCCGUCGGCACAGAAGCGGAGGCUGGCACCCAACCGCCCAGACCCACCUACUCGAGGCAACUGAACUGCCGCAUGAUCGAGGCGCUAGCCUUCGAUCCGGCCAAACGUGCUACGGCCGAAGGUCUCAGCCGGGCGUGGAGCGCCGCCACGAAAACAGGCAUUCCGUUCGAUCGCGGUCUUAAGGCAUACCGCAAGUCGCACCCUCGUCGGCACGGAAGCUUCGACGAUGGCUGGCGCCCUCCCCUGUUCGAAUGGGAGAAACUUCAAGAUGUCGACGAGAAGGUCAAGGCGAAGAAGACCCAGAUGAGGCAACUCUACACGCACAUGACGGCCAUUCUGCAGUACCUGAUCAACGAGAAGCAGCGCAACGUCCCCUUCUGGCCGGCUGGUGCUGGCCCUCGCGGCAUCCCAGACCCUCUUCCGUGCCCUAUGCCAACUACACGGUCUCGCUACCACGACGCUCGAGAAAUCCUGUGGUGGUGCAGACACAAACCUGAGAGGACCCGCGGAUCAGGCAGCUUCCAUGACGAAAUCGACGAGUAUCUCCGCACAGGCAUCCUCCCCACGGACAUGGAUGAUGAUGAACCGACGCCGCCGCCGCCACCUGGGUCUCCGUCGCUCUAUACUUCUUCUGGACCACUCCUUUUCACAUCUCCAGAUGAUGCUUCUUCGAUGCCGUCUCUGACUGACGACUCUAGCGAUUCUGAGCCGCCGGAUAAUCUGAAUGACCCGCCUACCCCCAAUGGCAAGGAUUCCAGCGAUUCCCGUGAGGACUCUCCCGCCGAUGAAGGAAACCCUCCCGCCGAAGAAGGAAAUUCCCCUGCCGCAGAAGGGGGCCCUACGCACGCUGCUGCAAGUGCUGUUCCGCCACGGGAACCAGCGCAGCAGAACCUCUCAGACAGCAUAGACGACGGGUUCUGGCAAGCUAUAAGCCAACUCGGCCAGGCCGGCCGAGAAGCGUCGGGUCUGGCCUCCACCCUCGGCGCAGGCGGAUCCCGACCGCCAUCGGACUCAGGCGGCGGCGGUGGCGACGACAACAACAACGACGCCGACGACGAGGGCGACGGAUGGGAGACUGGAUCGGGUGGUGACGACGACGACGGAAGCGACGACGACAGCAGCGACAGCGACUCAUCACCCAGCGAAUCGUCUGAGGAAUCAGACUCUGAGCAAUCCAAUGUACUAGAGCGGGUGAGUUGGCUCAUGCGUCACUGGCUUUGGAUGUGGACAGAGCGCUUUUACGACCUGCGGGACGAGAGGUGGCUGGAGCGCGAGCGGCAGCGGAUGGUGCAGGACCAGCUCCCGACGAUCCGAGAAAGAAGAAGAGAAGAAGAUGUUGGAGUAGCAGUAGUAGCUGACGCUUAUGUCGAACAAGCCGCACAACGCCCCGUCGCCGGAGGAUCAGCCGCCGCCACCAACUUGCCGCCACCGCUGCCGCCGCCGGCUGAUGGCGUGCCUGACGCCGCUUUGGACGUGCGUGAGGGCGACAUUGAGCUGCAGCCCAUGCCGCCGCGUGCCAGCAGAGCGCCGCUGGCGAUCGACCACGACCAGGACCAGGAGGAGCGGCAACCCCUGCUCAACCCCGACCCCAACCACCACCACCACCACCACGACGAGCACAACAACCACCACCACCACCACGACGAGUACAACAACCACCACCACCACCACGAGCAGAACAACCACCACCACCAACGGCAGUAG